Messenger RNA from Sclerotinia sclerotiorum 1980 UF-70, 450 nucleotides. RefSeq lists its product with no specific name. The coding region runs from base 1 to 450 and encodes 149 amino acids. The record is from RefSeq and is a predicted model, not a curated record. Lineage: Eukaryota; Fungi; Ascomycota; Leotiomycetes; Helotiales; Sclerotiniaceae. The transcript has 2 exons.
AUGCCAGUAGCCGAAAAAAUGGGGAGAAUGCACGGUUACUUUCAAAAAUUGGUGUGGGAGAUGGUACCACCAUUCUCCUUUCCACACGACUUUGCAAUGCGGCUUGUACAAAAUCAACCGGACCCCAUCAUUAUGGAGUAUAUUGCUCGUAUUGAAGACUUGGCACGGCUGUCUAUACAUGCAUUGAAUGCGGAAAUCAAAAUUUUGGAGCGGUUCCAUGAUUUAAAGUGGAUUACUCCACACAUGAUGCAGAGAAUGACAACGCCACCUCCUUGGAUUCAAGAGGAUUACUUUUCCUUUAACCGUAGCAUAGCUUUAUUUACUCAUAUCUGUAUGCAUCGUCGGUUAAAGUCACUGGGAAAAUCUAUACAACUUUCAGGUACAAAGGACAGAUUUGUCAUCUGUCAAUUCGCCAGCGCCUUGAAAGGGGCUGAAGUUGCAAAACACUAA